Rotaria sp. Silwood1 is the source of this 1504-nucleotide messenger RNA. The record is from the annotation of a GenBank genome assembly. NCBI's taxonomy places the organism in Eukaryota, Metazoa, Rotifera, Eurotatoria, Philodinida, Philodinidae.
AUGUCAUCCGAUCCAUUGAUCAAUCCAAAUCCAUAUUAUCAAGUUAAUAGAUGGUCACGUUUUUUUCAUAGUUGGAUAGCGAUAUUACUUAAAAAAAGUCAUAAACAAGGUACAUUGCAUUUAAAUGAUCUCUAUGAUCUUCUUCCUCAAUUUGAAGCAACAAAAUUAACUGAUGAUCUUGAAAAAAAUUGGCUCAAUGAAGUAAAACAAACACAAGGUAAACCAAAUCUUGUUCGUGCAACAUUAAAAACUAUGGGAUGGGGACCAUUACUUACUGGUUUACUUCUUAUUCCAACUGAAUUAGCUAAAUUUUCUCAACCAAUAUUAUUAACAUUUCUUAUGGGAUUUUUUGAUAUAUGUCCUACAAUAUCUGCAUCCUAUGCUUGGCUUUUAGUUGCUGCAACUAGUCUUGCUGCUUUAAUAUGUAGUACUACUUAUCAUCAAUAUUUUCAUCGAAUAACUAUAUAUGGUUUACAAAUGCGUGUAGCAUAUACUGGUUUAAUAUUUCGUAAAAUUCUUCGAUUAUCGAGUCAUUCGAUUAAUAAUUUUAGUUCUGGUCAAAUAACAAAUUUAAUAUCGAAUGAUGCAAGUCAAAUUGAAUUAACUUUUUAUUUUAUUCAUUAUUUAUGGGUUGCUCCAUUAGAAAUAGCUUUUGUUAUUAUUUUCUUUUGGAAAUAUGUUAAAUAUAUUUCUUUAAUUGCUGUUGGAUAUACAUUAUGUCUUUUAAUUAUUCAAGCUUCAUUUGGUCGUUUAUUUGUUUAUCUUCGAGCAAGAAUUUUACAUGUAACUGAUGAACGUAUUAAAAUUAUGUCAGAAAUAAUUAAAUCAAUGCGUAUUGUAAAAAUGUAUUGUUGGGAAACAGCAUUUUAUAAUAAAAUACGUUCAAUAAGAAAACGUGAAAUAAUACAAUAUGCUUUUCGUUUAUUACUUGAUUGUAUUCAAACAUUAUUAUCACAUACUUAUAUAAGUGUUACAUUUUUAAUGUUAUAUGGAACAAUGUGGUUAUUAGAAAUUAAAUUUGAUACAAGAUUUUUUGCACUUGCUGCUUGUAUGCUUGGAUAUAUGCGUUUAUCAAUAAUUGAUUUUUUUACUUAUGCUGUUCGUUAUCUAGUUAAUUAUUUAGCUGCAAAAAAACGUAUACAAAUAUUUCUUCUUCUUGAUGAAACUGAACGAGAUAAUCGAUUAUUAUCAACAUCUAUGUUAGAUCUUGAAUAUUCUACAAAAGAAGAAAUUCAUAAAGAAAAACUAAUAAUGAAUAUACCAAUGAAAAAAUCUCCUAGUGUUAUUUGUAAUUUAAAACAAGCAAAAUGGAAUCAGGUAUACUAUUUCAAUUAGAUAUGUAUGUAUCGAACCUCUCUACAUGUUCGAGUUCGGUCUUGAUUGUAAUCGUUUUCAACCAAUUAAUAAAACAAAGUAGAAUUGAGUUAAAAGAAAGGAUUUCAGGCUUGACUUCGGUAGAUCUAAAUGGGUUGAAGAGUUCAAGCAAUAGGCAUGUUACAUGAGA